AUGCUCACAAUUGUUGAAAACGAACUUUUACACAAUUUAGAAACAUAUUAUUUUCUCGAUGGUAUUUCACAUAUUCCAGUAGAAAUAACUACAGAAAUGAUGAAUCAGGAAUAUACUGUAAUAGAAUUAUCGCAACCAUUAUUGAUCGAAUAUUAUCAAUAUAUUGCAAAAAAUCUUAUUAGUAAAAUAGAAAAGCUUGAACCUAAUCAUGAAUAUACUAUUCCAACUGGCUGGAUGACACAUGCUGUUUGUGUUUCAUUCCGACGUAUUGACGAUACUCACAAAAUUUCUAUCCGAAUUGACAAUCCUAGCUCUGGUAAUCCACCAGGGGCUCACAGAAUCUAUCCUACCGCAGAUAGAUACAACCUAAUUGAACCAAGAAUACUUGGUCAACUGAAUAUGAACGAUUUAGAAAACAAUUCAAAUCAUUUUAUUUCAUUAGUUGAUAGUGUUAAACGAGAUUUAACACCAAAAAAAGGAAUCUCAUUGAUCUAUAAUCUUAAUGGACAAAUUCAAAAUCUCAAAAAAAAACGAAUUACAAAUGUACCCAGUAUUGCUGAACAAGCAGCCGCUAAUUGUUUUGUCAAAUGUUUUGAACCCGGUUUUCGGAUACGUCUAGGUCCAACACAUCAGAAACUUUGUGAACAAUUACUAUCAUUCGAAAAAGACAAUGCAAAUCUACUUGCGAGCCGUUGUAAAGAGAAUCAUCGGCGUGAUCCAAUCGAAUUUUCAAUUUGUUUUGCUUUAUUAGCCAUGGAAGACGACCCAAUUAUUCUGCCUAUUGCACUGAAAAUUCGCCUCCAACAAAAACUCAAAGCCAGUUAUCAACAUUAUUAUCGGCAACUGUCAAGUUUUUUUACUAGAGGGGGUUGCAAACUAUUGACAGAGAAAUAUGUUCCUUUACAAUUUGAAAAAGACCAUAUACCAAUUGAUCUUGAAAGUCUCUUCGUCAAAAAUCGUGUUCUGGUACUUGGUGAAGCUGGUUCUGGGAAGACGACAGUUUGUCAGUAUAUAACGUAUUCAUGGGCUCGUACCAAAAUAGGGAAAAGUAAAUUCGAAUGGUUAUUCUAUAUUAAAAUGCGAAAUUUAAAUUCAAAAAGAUAUCCAUUACAAUCCAAUAACUAUUCAUUGAUCGAUAUUAUUGAAAAAGAAUGUUUUCAAGGCUAA
Rotaria sordida is the source of this 1167-nucleotide messenger RNA. The record is from the annotation of a GenBank genome assembly. NCBI's taxonomy places the organism in Eukaryota, Metazoa, Rotifera, Eurotatoria, Philodinida, Philodinidae.